Messenger RNA from Anopheles darlingi, 1101 nucleotides. Its product is annotated as CD63 antigen. The record is from RefSeq and is a predicted model, not a curated record. The coding region runs from base 213 to 962 and encodes 249 amino acids. Lineage: Eukaryota; Metazoa; Arthropoda; Insecta; Diptera; Culicidae. Gene Ontology annotation, cellular component: membrane. The transcript is spliced from 6 exons.
ACUCCAUCUCAUUUCACUUGGUACCGGGUGGUUGUCUCUCAGUCGGUGACCCUGAAACGAGCGAAACCAGUUGGUGGUCCGAUCCUCGAGAAGAACUGCAGCAACGAGAUCGAAAGUUGCUCCAGCAAGAAGAACGACCCCAGUGAAUUCAAAUAUAUUAUUGUUUCGCGUGAUUGACCGAACACUUGAGAUCGCCAACAAAAGCAUCCAAAAUGGCUCUCUCGACCAGCGCAAAUUUUAUAAAAUACUUACUCUUUCUCUUCAACUUCUUCUUUGUGAUCACGGGCGUUAUCAUUAUGUCGGUUGGUCUAACCGUGCAAGGAGCAUACCAUGGUUUUCGGGAUAUUCUAGAUGCCAAGUUCUUCAGCAUUCCCACCUUCCUGGUGGUGAUCGGUUCGUUCAUCUUCGUCAUCGCCUUCUUUGGUUGCUGUGGGGCGUACAAGGAAAACUACUGCAUGACACUGACGUUCUCGAUCCUACUGAUUCUGAUCUUUAUCCUUGAACUGGCGGCUGGCAUCAGCGGAUAUGUGCUACGCAAUGACACACGUGAGCUUGUUACCAACGCACUCAACGGUUCGAUGACGCAGUAUGGUGAUCCAAACCAUGGCGAUAUUACGCUGAUUUGGGAUGAGAUACAAGUGGAUUUCGAUUGCUGUGGUGUGGAAAAUAGUACAGACUGGGCACGUGCAAACCCAAAAAUGUUUAACCAAACAUACAUCCCGAUGACCUGUUGCCGUCCACAGACUGGUGCUGUCGGAAUGGUAUCUUGUCCGGAUAGGGAAGAAAAUACAUUGAGGAAGACCGGUUGUGUGCAUUCGUUCGGUGACUUUGUCAAGGCUCACGCAGUAAGCCUAGGCGCGGCUGGUAUCGCUCUCGCAGUCAUUCAGUUCUUUGGAAUAAUGUUUGCUUGCUAUUUGGCCAAGCAAAUCAAACUACAGAGACUAGGUGUGACAAGCUAUUGAUGUGCGACUUGAUCUGUGAAGUCGGUCGCUACUGUGGAGGUAUUUACCAUCAUCCUUAGCAGGCGUAGCUGUGUAACUUAGUCACGAUAAAGAACAAUAAAAGCUUCAAUUACACCUUAUUUACUGCCAUCCAACUGAG